Molecule: messenger RNA, 1713 nt
Organism: Aspergillus puulaauensis
Lineage: Eukaryota; Fungi; Ascomycota; Eurotiomycetes; Eurotiales; Aspergillaceae
Product: fungal specific transcription factor domain-containing protein
Exons: 8
Coding region: 1-1713 (570 amino acids)
Biological process (GO): DNA-templated transcription
Molecular function (GO): zinc ion binding; DNA binding
Source: RefSeq, a predicted model, not a curated record
AUGGCUGCGAAUCAGGUGGAAUACAGCAAUGCUGUUCCCACACCCAAGGACUCUGAAAUCGAUCGAGAGGAUGCCACUAUUGAUAUUAAGCAUAUUAAUUGGGAACAUCACGGCCCCGGCUCCUGGCUCUCAAUCUGCUCCAAGCCCGGAGUCCGAUGGGUGGCAAGUAAAGCUGAAACAUCGCGCUUUGGACCAAUUGCACACAGUCUCGUCAUGGAUUGGACCAAGCAUCUCACGGUGUCACAAAGCCUGAGUCGAGAAAGGUGCCCUGAGCCAGACAGGGAAACGGCAUCUCGCUAUGCCGGCAGCUACUUUGAUUACUCGCACGACCGUGUGCUUGGGGCUGUGUACCGACCGGAGUUCGAGACGCAUUUGCACGUGCACUUCGAGGGAUUGCAAUCCGAUGAUGUGGCCCAUUAUGCCUUGCGGAAUGCAAUUUAUGCCAUUGGCUGUCGAGCGGCAGCGUUAAUGGACAACUCUGCCAAAUUCGCCGAUAUCCAGCAGCUGUCCUUGAGGUAUUUCCAGAACGCAUUGUCUGUCUACACAGAUCUACUUUAUAUGCCCAGCGGACUUACCGCUGUAGAGGCUUUAAUCGUCAUGACAUCGUAUGCGGAGCUUCUUGGAAGCCCGGCCGUUGAAUACAUGCUGUGCUCCUCUGCUGCUCGUCUUGCUCAGUCCAAGGGCCUACAUCGCCAACCCUCAAGGCGUUGGAAGCUCCCUGUGGUUGAAAUAAUCCGCCGGAAUUGCGUCUUCUGGGUGAUUUAUGGCUACGACAAGUACCUCUCGCUGCGGUCUGGCCGGCCAUCUAUUCUCGGUGAUGACGAUAUAAGUUGUGAAGUGCCAACAGACGCCCCGGAAGGAAGCACCAUCGACAUUGAAAUGUUUACUGCCAUUGCCCAUCAUGCGAAGAUUUGCUCCCAGAUGAUGAAGCACCUGUUCUCAGUAGAGGCGUUUAAACAGCCCCCCGAGACUAUCUUCCAGCAGAUAGAGACCUACCAGGCAGAACUCGAAGAAUGGCAAACUUCCCUGCCGCCAGGCCUUCGUCUAGAAUCCUCCCUGGAUUCGCCAGGUGCUUCAAGACGGAGACAGGACGCAGUGCGACUGCAAAUAGCAUACUAUGGCAGCAUUAUUGCUCUGCAUGCUAAUAUUCACUACCCCUGGAUAAGCUCGUUUCUUCUAGCCCAUCGGGAGGCCUCAUUUCGUGAUCGAGUUUCGAACAGCUCGGCCAAAGUGGCUGCAGCAUCACGGCAAGUUCUCUUGUCACUGAAGAGUCUGGUUCCAGAUUUGAUUUCUCAAGCACCUAUUGUGUUCUAUUAUCCCAUGCUGGCCACGAUUAAUCUUUUCAUAUAUAUUCUCAAAGCACCAAUGGCCGCCACAGUGAAUUCCGAUCUUGCGCUCCUGGACAUAGCCUCAGGCCACUUCGGGCACAUCUACCAUCUAACCUCCUCGCACGUUUCCUUCAGCUUUCCACGAGAUGCGAUCAGGAUUGCAGAAAGAGCGGUCGAGGUAGCAAAGGCAGGCAAGGGGAUCCUGAAUGAGAAUGAGGAAAGGGGGUUCGAUACUAGGAUUUCCACGCCGCAUAUGCCUUCACAAGGUCUUUUCGAUGUCCGCGCUGAUGAUUUAAGUCAGACCUCUAUGCUGGAUUACUGGGACGGAUUGCCGGCGGAUUUCUUUGAUGAUUUUAUUGUUGCGGGAGAUAUGAUAGCUCUCUAA